AUGGCCGGAUACCUGAUCAAUAGGCACCCGCUCCAGCGAAUCCCGAGCCCCUCACGAGGCGUGUCAGCCUUGGUUCAUGAGGCAAAACUAACGGCUUGCUUUCCAGUUGGUUGGACUUUCCAGUUUUCUGUGGUCAUUCAAAUAGUAUGGAUCCUCUAUUGGGGUGCACCCGGCCCCUGUGCAGGUAAUCAAGCAUAUGGUUGGCAUUUCCAAUUUUUGACCGUGAUUGGCCUGACUCUGUCGACCUUCACCUUUACAGUUGCACUACUAGCGGAUAUCACCUCGUCCCGGCGACUGUUUUUAGUCAAGAACAUCCUUUCAGUAUGCAGCGCUCCUCUGGAAGUUGUGAUCAGUGUUUUAUACUGGGGUCUUCGUUUGAUCGACGGGCGGUUGGUGAUUCCCGAAGAUAUUUUUAUUCCCAUACAUGCCGACAUCAGCUUCCAUGCAACUCCAUCGGUAGUCAUGCUGAUUGACCUCCUACUCCUGUCCCCGCCCUGGACAAUCACUGCACUUCCUGCACUGGCGCUCUCUAGCACUAUAGCCUUUGGCUACUGGUUCUGGAUUGAGCAAUGCUUUUCUCAAAAUGGAUGGUUCCCUAGGUACCCGUAUCCUAUCUUCGAAGCACUGCCCACCUCAGGUCGAAUUGGCCUAUUUACACUAAGCGCCGUCAUCAUGGCGACAAGCACUAUCACCCUCAAGUGGCUCUAUGGACGCAUCAAUGGGUUUGGAACGCCUGUCAAGUCAGUUUCUCGCCCGGGUGACAUCAAGCGAACGGACGGUCUGUGA
This is a messenger RNA of Penicillium paradoxum, 786 nucleotides long. RefSeq names its product androgen-induced gene 1 family protein. Lineage: Eukaryota; Fungi; Ascomycota; Eurotiomycetes; Eurotiales; Aspergillaceae. The transcript has 6 exons. The record is from RefSeq and is a predicted model, not a curated record. Gene Ontology annotation, cellular component: endomembrane system; membrane. Bases 1 to 786 code for a protein of 261 amino acids.